This is a messenger RNA of Pichia membranifaciens NRRL Y-2026, 345 nucleotides long. RefSeq lists its product as hypothetical. Gene Ontology annotation, biological process: DNA-templated transcription; transcription initiation at RNA polymerase II promoter; maintenance of transcriptional fidelity during transcription elongation by RNA polymerase II. The record is from RefSeq and is a predicted model, not a curated record. Bases 1 to 345 code for a protein of 114 amino acids. Gene Ontology annotation, molecular function: DNA-directed RNA polymerase activity; nucleic acid binding; zinc ion binding. Lineage: Eukaryota; Fungi; Ascomycota; Pichiomycetes; Pichiales; Pichiaceae. Gene Ontology annotation, cellular component: RNA polymerase II, core complex. The transcript has a single exon.
AUGUCAUUCAAGUUCUGUGCAGAAUGCAACAACAUGCUUUACCCGAAGGAGGACAAGGCGAACAGGAGACUUCUCUACCAGUGCAGAAACUGCUCGUAUUCGGAGCUCGCGGACUCUGCGUGCGUGUACAGACACGAGUUGAUUACGAACAUCGGUGAGACUGCUGGUGUGGUGGACGACAUCGGGUCGGACCCGAAGCUCCCGCGGUCGGACAAGAUCUGUCCAAAGUGCCACAACAACGAGUGUGUGUUUUUCCAGAGUCAACAGAGGCGUAAGGACACGUCGAUGGUGUUGUUCUACGUGUGUCUCGAGUGCAAGAACGUUUUCCGAAGUGACGAGUCGUAG